AUGGCUACUGAUUCGGACAGUGACUAUGGCGAAGAGCGCAUCUCGGACGCGUUCCAAACUAAGUGCCUGGAAUUCAUCAGUUACGAUCCUGCAAAACAUAAUUGGUUCUUCAAUUCUAUCCAGCAGUUCCCAUCUUCAAUCAUCAAUUUCUGCGCAUCCAGCCCACGACCGAUGGACAUAAAAUUCACCUCCAGCGUUGCCAAACAUCUCCAGAGGAACUCAAAAUUGUUUGUGAUGAUCUACGCAAACGGCAGGUACAACGACAGUUACGAAUGUGUCGGUACACUUUUCUUGGAGUCGUCUCAUCGGGAUAUGGCCCACCACCGAUGCUCCAAGCUUGGAAUCGGUAUCUUGAAGAACUUCCAACACCGUGAAGCUGAGGCAGUCAAGUGGGCCUUGAACUGGGCGUUCAACAGUGCCGGUCUACAUCGGGUGGAGAUGAACGUCCCAUCAUGGAAUAUGCGAUUGGGCGAGGUGUGCGAGGAGAUCGGGUUUCAGAAAGAGGGAACAAGGAAGGAAUGUCUUUUUAAGGAUGGCAAGUGGUGGGAUGAAGUGAACAUGGCUAUUUUGGAGAAGGACCGGAAGCAAGCUCACAUCAAGAUGGAGAAGUAG
Penicillium mononematosum is the source of this 612-nucleotide messenger RNA. Its product is annotated as GNAT family N-acetyltransferase. The record is from RefSeq and is a predicted model, not a curated record. NCBI's taxonomy places the organism in Eukaryota, Fungi, Ascomycota, Eurotiomycetes, Eurotiales, Aspergillaceae. The transcript has a single exon. The coding region runs from base 1 to 612 and encodes 203 amino acids.